Molecule: messenger RNA, 1510 nt
Organism: Clonostachys solani
Lineage: Eukaryota; Fungi; Ascomycota; Sordariomycetes; Hypocreales; Bionectriaceae
Source: the annotation of a GenBank genome assembly
AUGGCAUCCAGCAAUAAGAUGGACCGUGGUCUUGACGAGAUCAUUGCCGAUAACGUAAGGAUCAUCCACUACAACCCGGUUCGAAUUCUCCAUGCAUUGGGACUGACGACUCAUUCUUCCUUCAGCGCAGCAGUGGCCCUCGCAAUAGGCGCAAUGGCGGCGGUCCAACUGGUCGCCGUCGCGGUGGCGAUCGUCAAGAGACUCCCCGAGACGGAGUAAGAAAGGUCAGAGAGGAAACAGCCCCGAGCGCAUCAUCUGCUUCCUGUAUAUCCACUAUGUUCGUUUCUAACAUGCAGCAUUCAGGUUGCACACUCCUCCCUCUAGCCUCACUCUUUGUUGGCGCCGGCACUUCGUCCUUCACGGCCUCUCGAUCAGUACUCGGAGCGGUGAAGCGUCUCGACAUGUGCCUCGCUCUAUAUCGAUAUCCUGGCUGACUCGACUCUCCUACCAUCCUACAGUCUUACCGAAACGAACCCAGGAAUCUCGAUGGGUGAGUAAAUCUCUGCACUGGAACCUUCUUUUUGUUCAGCGAGCUAAUAGCGACCAGGGAAUGGGUUCAUGACCGAUACGAAGAGAACAGUAGUCAGCCAUCCCAACAUCCGACUCCUACCAUUUGCACCGACUUAUUUUUCUACCAGGUUAUCGCAAAGCUCCUGCUCCUCGUCGCCGCCAAGCAUCUCCCGAAGCUGAAGCUCCAGGGAGUAAGCUUCGAGUGGAAAAUGUCCAUUAUGAUCUUACCCAGGACGACCUUGAGGUAUGAUGCCAGAUCCCGAACUCUCCAAGGGAAAUUGUGGCAUUUUGACUGACUGGCGGUUUAUCAGGAACUCUUCAAGCGUAUUGGGCCUGUCACAAAGCUGCAACUUCGAUAUGACCGUGCCGGACGGUCAGACGGGGUCGCGUUCGUGACCUACGAGACCAAGGCGGACGCUGAGCAGGCAAUUCGCGAGUUCGAUGGAGCAAACGCGAAUGGUAACUUGUCCAUCGAUGCAUCCCCCAGUCUUCUUGUCUAACUUUGUCCAGGACAACCGAUUCGCUUGACGUUGCUUUCUGAGCGCCGGGGUCGCAACCCAUUCGACUCCGCCUACAUGCCUGGCCGACCUCUAUCGGAGAGAGUCACAGCACCAGACGGCCGAGCUCGGUCCCAAUCUCCCCAAGGGAGAUACUCGAGAGAAGAUGCGGCUCGAAGGGGUAUUGAUAGGUACAUUCCCGGCCAAGGAUCUGGAAACAGGUCAAGAAGCCCAGCUCCCAGACGUGGUGGACGCCGCCCCGGUGCCCGCCGCGAGCCUGGUCAAGGUCAGGGUCAGGGUCGCGGGAGAGAAGGUGGCCGCGAGGCUCGUGGUAACGCACGCUCCAAGAAAACCCAAGAAGAGCUCGACGCAGAAAUGGCGGACUACUUCGGGGGAAACGGCGACGCUGCGCCAGAGGCUGCCCAGAGCAAUGGGAAUGCCGAUGCUACUCAGAACACUGCUCAGGCUGCCCAAGUGUCAGCAGAGGACAUCGACAUGAUUGA